Mirounga angustirostris (Northern elephant seal) is the source of this 1461-nucleotide messenger RNA. It is a transcript of the gene GTF2B, whose product is annotated as general transcription factor IIB. Gene Ontology annotation, biological process: RNA polymerase II core complex assembly; transcriptional start site selection at RNA polymerase II promoter; RNA polymerase II preinitiation complex assembly. The transcript has 7 exons. Gene Ontology annotation, cellular component: transcription preinitiation complex; nucleus. Gene Ontology annotation, molecular function: RNA polymerase II core promoter sequence-specific DNA binding; RNA polymerase II general transcription initiation factor activity; acetyltransferase activity. Lineage: Eukaryota; Metazoa; Chordata; Mammalia; Carnivora; Phocidae. The record is from RefSeq and is a predicted model, not a curated record. Bases 131 to 1081 code for a protein of 316 amino acids.
CGCGCCCUAUUACGACUGCGUGGGUGGCUCGCCUAUAAAAGCCCGUCUUAGCGCGUCUCGUCGCCACGAUCUCUUCCUGUUCUUGGUGCGUCUGUUGUGGCUUCUAGCUGGGACCGCAGUGGCCGUGAAGAUGGCGUCUACCAGCCGCUUGGAUGCUCUUCCAAGAGUCACGUGUCCAAACCAUCCAGAUGCGAUUUUAGUGGAGGACUACAGAGCUGGUGAUAUGAUCUGUCCAGAAUGUGGCCUGGUUGUAGGUGACCGGGUUAUCGAUGUGGGGUCUGAAUGGAGAACUUUCAGCAAUGAUAAAGCAACAAAAGAUCCAUCCCGAGUUGGAGACUCUCAGAAUCCUCUUCUGAGUGAUGGAGAUUUGUCUACCAUGAUUGGCAAGGGUACAGGAGCUGCAAGUUUUGACGAAUUUGGCAAUUCUAAGUACCAAAAUCGGAGAACAAUGAGUAGUUCUGAUCGAGCAAUGAUGAAUGCUUUCAAAGAAAUCACUACUAUGGCAGACAGAAUCAACCUCCCUCGAAAUAUAGUUGAUCGAACAAAUAAUUUAUUCAAGCAAGUGUAUGAACAGAAGAGCCUGAAGGGCAGAGCUAAUGAUGCCAUAGCUUCCGCUUGUCUCUAUAUCGCCUGUAGACAAGAAGGGGUUCCCAGGACAUUCAAAGAAAUAUGUGCCGUGUCACGAAUUUCUAAGAAAGAAAUUGGUAGAUGUUUCAAACUUAUUUUGAAGGCAUUAGAAACCAGUGUGGAUUUGAUUACAACUGGGGACUUCAUGUCCAGGUUUUGUUCCAACCUUUGUCUCCCUAAACAAGUACAGAUGGCAGCGACACAUAUAGCCCGUAAAGCUGUGGAACUGGACUUGGUUCCUGGAAGGAGCCCGAUCUCUGUGGCGGCAGCGGCCAUUUACAUGGCUUCCCAGGCAUCGGCUGAGAAGAGGACCCAAAAAGAAAUUGGAGAUAUCGCUGGUGUUGCUGAUGUUACAAUCAGGCAGUCCUACAGGCUAAUCUAUCCUCGAGCCCCAGAUCUGUUUCCUACAGACUUCAAAUUUGACACCCCUGUGGACAAACUACCACAGCUGUAAAUUGAGGCAGCUGAUGUCAAACUCUUCUGAACACUGAACUUGGCCUGUUGUACAUAGCCUAUACCAGUGCUGGAUUGAGCCUCUCUUUCAUAAGGAAAAACAAAAGACAUGGUACGCAUUCCAGGGCUAAAUAGUAAUUGCUUGGCAUUCUGUAUGUAUAUACUAGUGAAACCUAUUUAAUGAUUUAAAUUUCUUAUUGAAUUUGCUUUCUUUUGUAGCAAUCUAGGAAGCUGUAUUUUGGAAGAUAUUUGAAAUUAUGUAAUUCUUGAAUAAAAUGUUUUUCAAAACUAAAGUUUUUGUUAUAAUUACAUGGUAUAUGUAAUUUAUAAUAUAAUUACAAAUAAUGCAUAUCAUUGCAGCUAAUAAAGCUGAUAGAGGUC